Molecule: messenger RNA, 3624 nt
Organism: Uranotaenia lowii
Lineage: Eukaryota; Metazoa; Arthropoda; Insecta; Diptera; Culicidae
Gene: Hira
Product: protein HIRA homolog
Exons: 7
Coding region: 269-3250 (993 amino acids)
Biological process (GO): DNA-templated transcription; chromatin remodeling; regulation of DNA-templated transcription
Cellular component (GO): HIR complex; nucleus
Molecular function (GO): nucleosome binding; protein binding
Source: RefSeq, a predicted model, not a curated record
CCUCGUAACGCCAAUCUCUGGCGCUCCAAUCGCGUCGGAAAAAAUAAAAUCGCUUCUACCCGUCGUCGGUUCGGAGUGAAAAAUUCAGUUUAAAUUCAGCUAAUUAUUAGUAAAAUCUGCCUCCAAAUAGGAAUCUUAACCGAAAACAUUACCAUCGACAAUUCUCGGAGUCCUUUUGUCAAGGCUCUAAAUUGUGUAUCGAAUGGCUGAUCAGUAAUUUCCUAUUUUCUCUCUGUCAUUAACCUGUUUGUUUUUACGAGAGUCCAAAAUGAAGAUACUGCAGCCGAGUUGGGUGCAUCACGAUGAUAAGCCGAUAUUUUCCAUCGACGUUCAUCCCGGUGGAGAGAAAUUCGCGACCGGAGGACAAGGGAAUGAUUCGGGUCGAGUAGUCAUUUGGAAUCUUGUGCCGGUUAUCGACGAGGAAGCGGAAAGAGACAAAAAUGUGCCACGCAUUCUCUGCCAAAUGGACAACCAUUUAGCUUGCGUGAAUUGCGUCCGGUGGAGUGGCAGCGGAACCAUGUUGGCCUCAUGCGGGGACGAUAAACUGAUAAUGAUUUGGAAACGAUCCGCAGGUGGUGGAAGCUCUUUCGGAGCUGGUAAAACAGCCGAACACUGGCGCUGUGCUGCUACCUUGCGCGGCCAUGCUGGCGAUGUAUUGGACCUGGCUUGGUCGCCUCAGGACAAAUACAUUGCUAGCUGCAGCGUUGAUAAUACGGUUAUCAUUUGGGACGCCAAGGAUUUUCCCACGAUUCUCAGGGUUAUGAAAGGGCACACUGGCCUUGUAAAAGGAGUUACUUGGGAUCCUGUGGGAAAGUUCGUCGCUUCUCAAAGUGACGACAAAACUUUAAAGCUAUGGAAAACGUCUGAUUUCUCGCUUUUUAAAACGAUAACGGAACCCUUCGAGGAAUGCGGAGGAACAACCCAUAUCCUAAGGUUGUCAUGGUCUCCUGACGGGCAAUAUUUGGUUUCGGCACAUGCCAUGAAUGGAGGUGGUCCUACGGCCCAGAUCAUAGAACGGGAUGGGUGGAAGUGCGAUAAAGAUUUUGUUGGUCAUCGAAAAGCUGUGACCUGUGUACGGUUUCACAAUUCCAUUUUGAAGAGAACGGUUCCAAACGGUAAUAAAUCGCAACAGUAUUGCUGCCUGGCUGUUGGUGCCAGAGAUAAAAGUUUGUCCGUUUGGUUAACGGCUUUGCAGCGACCUCUGGUCGUUGUACAUGAUCUCUUCGAUGAUUCGAUCUUAGACCUGAGUUGGAGUCACAACGGUUACAUUUUGCUUACAUGUAGCGGCGAUGGUCACGUAGCUUGUUUACAGUUCAGUUCUGAUGAACUAGGUACGCCUUUGUCAGAAGAAGAUAAAAAUAAUCUCUAUCAACGUAUGUAUGGCAAAGAUAUCACUCUGGACAUAAAUGCUCAAUCCGACAAGGAUAUGAUUAUUGAAAAUGCAGAACUUUUGAACAUAUCACAAAAUAAGAUUGUGCCACCUACCUUAAUACCUCAGCAAUCACCAACGCCUGUGUUAAAAACGAGUAAUACUGCCAACGACACUAGUAUAAAGACAGUUCAAAAAACUACAACCACAAGUGCUGUUACAUCCACGAUAAUCCCAACUAGUCAGGAACAAACUCAACGACCGAUAUUGAAGCAAAUUGAAACGAAAACUUCCGAUGGUAAACGAAGAAUAACGCCUAUGUUUAUUCCGUUGAACGACACGGUCACAACACCAUUAUCUUCUAAUGAAUUUUCAAGCAGCAGUGCGAGCAAAAGUGAAAUAAUAAAGGUAGAAACGAUCUCUGAUGAUCCUCCCCAGCCUACUACUAUUCCUAAAACAAAUGGCACCGAUCUGAUUCCAUCGCAUUCUUCAAAACUUGAAGACAAAACCGGGAAGCUGGACAACCGAUUGAAAAAAAUGACACUAGCACCGGCUCAGGUAGAUUCCAUCCCGGAAGGUGACAGCAGUGAAUCCGCAGCUAAAUCAUCAAUAAGUCAACAAAAUCUUCGACAAAUCACACAACCACCACCAGCCUCCGGUAAGGCCAAUCCACUGCCAGGAGUUCAAACUCGAGGAGUUGGUGAUUAUCGGAUACAAAUUGCCAACAACUCUAUCAAAAGCGGCUACGGAGCUCUUUGUAGAAUCGUGGGAAACUUGCUGUCCGUCCCUCGGGCGGAUAAAAAGGUCUGGGAAACUGUGAUUGGAUCACCCGUCGUGAGUGUAGCCGUAUCGCGGAAAAAUGUUCUCCUGUGUAGUUUGGACGGUGGAAUCCGUUUCCUCGACAUCGGCACUGGUUCACCCUUGUUGCCAGUCAUCAGUUUGACCAGUCCAGUCGUGCUGAGUUGUUUUAGCGCUAACUGCAAACUAGGAGCUGUAUUGACCGAAAACUCAACCCUUCGGAUAUGGGAUUUAGUCGAUCUGUCCAUUUACCUUAGCGCUAACUGUGCUGAUAUUAUGGGCACGAGUUUCGCAUCCCUUUUCCACGUCACCGAUCAGGGAAUACCAUUCAUUGUGUUGGCAAAUGGUUCCUCCUAUUCUUACAGCAAAAAGCUGGAGAGCUGGAUAAUUGCUAACUCUGCCGAUCCCAUCACGCGGCACGGCCUUAUAUCAACCAAAGCCGGUGCGCCCAUAAGAAAUGUUAAAACAUUUCCUCUGGCCACUAUUCAGUCUUUUUCGACUUCCUCUCCACUCAAAGCAAGAAGUUUUGUCGAAAAUUCUAAUAAUGGGUGGCAAAACUCAGCCAUGCUGGCUUUCGUUGAGAAUCAGAUCAAAAUAGCGGAAAUGAUUAAUUCACAGAACGAGAUGAAACAUUGGUACCUGAUGUUGGGUUUCCAGCUGGGACAGUACGGUGAUGAGAGCAAGAUUCGACAGGUGCUCGAUGGCUUGAUGGGAUCGUCAUUCAACAUGCUAGAAAACGGUCAUGAGCCAGAUUCUAAAAUAGCCGGCAUCAGUAAGUUGGUGCUGGCUGGUGAGAUUCUCGAUCAACUGAAGGCUCAUCCCCAGUGGCAACGAAUCUACAUGGAGUACAACGAUCAGCUCAAAAUGUGCCAAAAACAACCAUCAGCAGCACUAAACCCAACGCCGCCACCGUCGUCGGAGGAAGUCAGUAAAAGCAAUGGUUCCGCGUCCGUCAAAGGUGUCUCAGAUUCAGCUGUAAAGACUGAUUUUAAAUCUGAAAUAAGAAAAGUUAAACAUGUGAAAUCUCCCUGCAUGAUGAAUCAUGAUAAAUUACCCAACACAGCGGGGACAUCAUGGAGAUGAAACUGAAAUUCCACAAAUGCUCGAUGGUUUGUUGGAAUCUUCGGCUGAAAUGCUAGAAAAUUGUCAUAAGCCGGAAUCAAAAAUCAACAAGCUGGAAUAGGCUCGAGAGUUUCUGGCAAGAUAGAACCCAUCCCCUGUUGCAACGAAUCUACAUGGAAUACCUAAAACAACUCCGAAUGUGCCGAAAUCGACUACCAUUAUCCAGUAGAUGUCACGAGAAGCAACGGUUCUAUGUAAGUCUAAAGUUAAUUUAUUAUGUUUGUGUUUUUGUUCAAGUGUAAAUGUAAAGUUGCCUUUCCCGAUGUCUGGCAAACGGGCAGAUAUCACUAAAGGUACAAUGACUCGCGUUACGAGCGCCAGAUAAACCAUAUUUA